Molecule: messenger RNA, 3673 nt
Organism: Neltuma alba
Lineage: Eukaryota; Viridiplantae; Streptophyta; Magnoliopsida; Fabales; Fabaceae
Product: filament-like plant protein 7
Exons: 6
Coding region: 206-3244 (1012 amino acids)
Source: RefSeq, a predicted model, not a curated record
GUUGGGUCUUCCUAAUUUCUUCUUAUCUGAUUCCCUGUCUGCCUUUUCCUCAACUUUCAGCUCCAACGUUACUUUCUCUACUCAUUCCAACUCUUCCUUCUUCAGACCAGAAAUAAUGACAGGUAGAUGAACCUUGAAACUGCCUCUUUGAUUCACUUGGAAGCUAACGUUGUUCAGUUUUUGUUCUUGCAUAGUACUGAAAAAUAUGAACCAAAAAUCAUGGCUUUGGAAGAAAAGAUCAAUGGAGAAGACAAUCUUUGCAGUGGACAAAGUUGCCAAUUCUUCAAGGACCACAGAAGCAGAGGUACAUAAUUUUGCAACUGUUAAGAAUGCUGGAGCCGAGAGAUCGUCAAAAAGUCUGAAUGAGAAGUUGGCUUCAGUCCUCCUUGAUUCUCAUGAAGCAGAGGGCUUUCCUCCAAAACUUGAACAGGUGUCCCAAGAGAAAAUUAGAGGUGAAGAUAAAGCAACAGAAGAAGUGGAGUCCUGUGAAAAGGAAGAAGAUGUAGAUUUGAUUAAAGAAACAUCAGCUGAAAGUAUGUCUGGUGCUGUACCAAAUUUAUUGAAAGAACAUGAGAAGAUUCAGAAAGAGUUGGAAGAAAAGUUGCAGGAAAAUUGUAAAAGGCUAGCUGACUUAGCCGUCGAGAAUGCUAGUCUAACUAAUGCUCUUCUAGCCAAAGAGAAAUCCAUUGCAGACCUGCUAAAUCGUAAACGUCAGAUUGAUGAAGAAUACAGUACCCUAGCUGAUAGAUUAGAUUCCACAAUGAAGGAAAAUGCUUUCCUCAAAUAUGAAUUUCACAUGCUUGAGAAGGAACUUGAGAUUCGAAAAGAAGAGAUGGAAUACAGUCGUCAGUAUGCAGAAGCUUCUCAUAAACAAUAUCAAGAAACCAUUCAGAAAGUCUCCAAGUUAGAAGUUGAGUGUCAGAGGCUCCGUCUUCUGCUGCAGAAAAGGUCACCACAGCCUGCUAUGGUGAAUAUGAAGAAUGAAGUUGGAACUAUGGGAGGAGAUAAAGAUAUGAGAAGAAGAAUAAAUCCUGCCAGAGAUUUGAUUUAUAACAAAACUGCCAGAGGAAACUCUCCUGAAGUAUCUAACAAGAGCAGCAGCUUGAUGAUCAAACGUUUGCAGGAUCUGGAUGAGGAAAACAAGGCUCUUAAAAGGAUUCUGACCAAGAAGAAUUCUGAACUGGAAUGUUCAAGAAAUAUGUAUUCUCAAACAGCUACCAAAUUAUCACAGGCUGAAAUUCUACUCAGAAAGCUAUCUCAAGAUCACAAGUCCAUGGAGCUAGCAAGGUGUUAUCCUGUAUCAAAUGAGCUCUCUGUCAUAACAAAGUUUGAUAUUGCUAGUGAUGAUGGGGUUAGGUCUUCAGGAUCCUGGGCAAAUGCACUUAUUUCUGAACUGGAGCAUUUGAGAACUGGAGAGACUAAAGAUCGGAAGAACUGUAAAGCCAUUGAAGUUUCAGAGAUGAAUUUGCUAGAUGAUCUCACUGAGAUGGAGAAGCGGGCUAUAGUUUCAGUUGAUACACCUAAAAGGGAAUAUUGCUCUGAUUUAACUGGUAGAGAACUAGUGCCGCUUGAACAAGAAUUUGGCUUCAGUGAGGGGAAACAGGAUAGGCAAUUCGAAUUUGCAACAAAUGAGAAUUCAUUUGACUGGCUUCAGAUUGUUUUGAAAGCCGUCUUGGAGCAGCAGCGCAUAUCAAAACGAAGUCUCCAUGAACUCUUUGAGGACAUAAAAAUUGCUUUCGGUUGUAUAACUCCCCCAGCUUCCCGUAAAUCUAGUACUGCUCAAAAGUCCAGAGAUUUUAAUAGUUUCUACAGUGCUGCAGAGGAAAAAAGCAGCCAAUACCUGAAUUCUAAUUUGACAAAUUCAAUCAGUAAAAUUAUCAAACUGAUUGAUGGCAUUUCUCCUGUGUCAUUAGUCAGCAACAAUUGCCCAGAUGAUUGCUUGAAGAACCAGCAUUCCAGAAUACCUCAAUCACCAACGUCCAAAGAAUACUUUGUCCACGUUUUCCAGUGGAAGCUUGCUGACUUGAAUCCACUUCUCCAUCGACUUGUUCAUACCUGUAAGGAUUUGUUAACUGGAACAGCUGAUCUUGAAGAAUUUGCACAGGAGGUAGCAUUUGCUUUGGAUUGGAGCAUAAAUAAUUGCGUCAGCCCUGCAAAUUCUUCAGUUGCAAGGGAUAAGAUCAAGAAGCAUUUGAGCUGUCAUGAAGCACAAAAUGGAAAUGAAAACCAAAUAGUUGAAGAUAAGACGUCUUUCUCUUCCUCAGAUGAUCAAUGUAUGUUCUCUAACAAGAAGGAUAAUCUGAAUGAUCUCCUUGAAGAAAACAGAAAAUUGAAAGAUGAGCUGACGAGUAGAGAAACUGCGAAAAAUAACUUGGAAGCAAAGCUUCAGUUAGUGACUGAGGAGAGGCAGGGUCUCGAGAAACAACUCCAGGAAGCACAAAAUACCAUUAAAGGACUGCAAUCGGAAUUGGAGACCCAGAAGGAAUCCAAUGAAAUAUUUGUAGAUCAGAUUGAAAAAGAGAAGCUUAUCAAUGAAGAUCUUGAUACUCAGUUAACAAUAUCACAUGCCAAGUUAAAUGACAUCUUUCAGAAACUGUCAUCUUUAGAAGUCGAAUUGGAGGAUAAGAAAAACUCUUGUGAAGAAUUAGAAGCAACGUGUCUAGAGCUUCAACUCCAGCUAGAAAGUAUAGCAAAGAAAGAAUCUCCCAAACAUGACGGACAUGAAGCCGAAAAGAUACAUCAAACGGGCCUGGAGAUCACAACAGCUUCAUCAAAGUUGGCAGAGUGCCAAGAAACCAUAUUAAACCUUGGAAAGCAACUGAAGGCGCUGGCUUCGUCAAGUGACAGCGCACUUAUUGAUAAUGUUUUCUUGAAAACCAGUGCUAUGGCCAACCCGACUAAUGAGAAGAGCUUGUUCAAACGGUCCUCUUUGCGCAGUCAAAUGCAAGCUGAGGAUGAUACUAAAUCAGGGACCCUUCACUCCUCCCAAAUUGAAGAAAAUAAAACUACUAGCGGUGUCCAGAAGCCACUCCCUCUUCAGUCUGAUAACAGCAAUGUUCUACAAGUUCCCAAUGCUCCGGAAACAAAUCUAACUUCGGAUCAAAAUGAUAGAAGCAAUAAUGCCACAGGUGCACUGGUUAUGGUGCCAGCUAAAAAACAAGGAGGAUUUGCUUUACUGAGAAGGCUGCUGCUAAGAAGGAAGAGAGGAAGGAGUAAAGGAACCCAGUCCUUAGCCAAAACAUGACUCUCUGAAAAGGCAAGAGAAUUCUUAGGUGUGCUCCUUGCACUUGAGUUAUAUACAAAGAGGAAAUAAGAACUUGCCAAAAUGAGUUAGUGGAUUUCACCAUACAAAUGGUCACUUUGACGAGUUUUUAUUACUUCUUGUGCCAAUCUUUAACCAAGGAGUGUUUCAAGUAUCCCUUCACUGGGACCAGGCCCAUGAUUUGUGUUUAAAAUAAUACUUGCCUCCCAUGACAAUCAAUUAUUCUGUUUGAAUGUGAUGAUUGAUUGAUUUUUAGUAUGACGUGCUUUUCACUUUAUAGACUAGCAUCUUUGACGAUUGGGUUUGGAGAUUAUUAUUCUCCCGAGUGAGAGUCAUUUAACUUUGUAAAUAUCGCUGGUGUACAUACAAGUUGGAUUAAAGAUAAUUGAGACUGAACUUUGGAAGAGGUUA